CUUUAUUGAAUCCCGUUGUGUGUGUGAAGGAAGAUUGUGAGCGACACUUUUGAUGGAUUUUUGAGGAUAUACAGCCCAGAAAGCGCGUCAGGAUGACUACGUGGAUACACUGCAACUUGUGCUACAUGUAUUACUGCAAGGAGACGGUGUUUUACUUGCUGAACUGCUCGCAUAUCCACUGCGAAAGUUGCCUGAAGAAACUGGUGAUCAACAACAGCAGUGAGUGCAAGUUCUGCAAGAAGCCGUUCAAGUACAGGAAGAUCUCAAAGGAUCUGGAUCCUGCGAUCCGGCAGCGCUUUGAUCUGGAGCAGCACAAGAAGCUGGGAGAUGUGAGAGAGAAUGUCAAGUUUGCCCAGCUCCAGAGCAAACUCAUGACCAAAGCGUCUGCUCUGAAGCAAAUGAAGGCCAAGAAUGGAAAGAUGGCUUUUCUUGAGCAGAAACUGGAUCAGAAGAUCAAGGAAAUGACUCAAUAUGUGGCUCAGCGGGAGCAGCGACCGCAGAGGAGUCAGAUGCAGACACAGAGACGAGAGAAUUCCUUCCUGAGCUCAGAGGGAAGCGUGCGGAAGGAGCCUCUGUUGAUUGCUCGCUCUCCAAUUCUCUCCGGAUUCUUCGUCAAUCGCCCAGGAAGCACUUGCAGCAGCUCAGAAGCGUCCUCCCUGCCAUCCCAUGAUUCUGACUUUAGGGUGAAUAAGAGACAUCCUCAAAUCACGCGACUAUCAAAACUUGCCGCUCAGAGUGCAGAAUUCUAUCGUCGCUAAGUGUUAAACCAUGGAUUAAAGACAAGGCAAAUGCUCUGAGAAUUAUUGAAUUACAAAUUGGAGCAAGAGAAUUGUUGGAUUAACUUUUCCUGAACUGCACCAUUGAAAGCGCAAACGCAGUAACAAUUGAAGAAUUGUGAAUAAUGUUGGAUUUUUAUAACAGAAAAAUCUCCCAUGAAAUCCAAAUGGAAGAAAAAAUAGCAGAUGAAUUGUGUAAAAGAUGAAGAAAUUGAUUGAAUUAUACAGAAGUGUUCACAUGAUACACAUUUUAUCAUGCGUUUAGGCAAUCUCGCCGUGUUCUCCUAAUAUUUUUCAAUCAUUUACCCCAAAAGAAAGUGUUAAUUUUCACUGCCAUUUCUGAUGCAGGUGAUAAGGAGAAAAUUACUCAAUAAUAUUCACAGAAGACAGAGAAAAAAACUGUCCCGAUGAUCACAUAAUGCAAUUAAGAGGAGAAUUAACCCAUUGACUCUCCAUUUGGAGUCCAUUUCAUUGCGUGAGAAGUGGAAGAGUUUUAUUUCUCAAUUGAGAAUGCAAUCCUCCUUCCGAUCGAGUUGUUGUGUAAGGAAAUCAA
Phlebotomus argentipes is the source of this 1329-nucleotide messenger RNA. It is a transcript of the gene vilya, whose product is annotated as probable E3 SUMO-protein ligase RNF212. Bases 93 to 758 code for a protein of 221 amino acids. Lineage: Eukaryota; Metazoa; Arthropoda; Insecta; Diptera; Psychodidae. The transcript is spliced from 4 exons. The record is from RefSeq and is a predicted model, not a curated record.